Messenger RNA from Anopheles coluzzii, 5405 nucleotides. RefSeq lists its product as uncharacterized. The coding region runs from base 70 to 5343 and encodes 1757 amino acids. The transcript is spliced from 4 exons. Gene Ontology annotation, cellular component: extracellular matrix. The record is from RefSeq and is a predicted model, not a curated record. NCBI's taxonomy places the organism in Eukaryota, Metazoa, Arthropoda, Insecta, Diptera, Culicidae. Gene Ontology annotation, molecular function: protein binding.
GAGCUAUGGUUUAAACUCAGUUUUUCUUCAGCAGUGUUCGGGUGUGGUCCUGUAAAAUAGUUCUUCAACAUGAAAGUGAAAUGUGUGAUUUAUUUGACUCUGUUAUACUGUGUGUAUUGCACAACAGCUGCAACGACAACACCCUCAUCGAGUGCCAAUAAAAUACACUAUCGAUGUACAACACAAGGCUAUUAUUAUUCUGAAGCAAAAUUUUCCAAUGUAAUCAUCGACGAAUCAACAAUACCACUAUUCACAUGUGAUUCUACAUCACAGAAACAAACAGUGAAAUUCGAAAUGUCAUCAAUCCAAGAAGUACCCAAAAAGUUGUUCGACACAUUUUCCAAUUUAUUGGUGGCCAACUUUACCCGUAGUGGAAUCAAAUACAUCAAUCGAUACAGUUUGGACAGGGCAGUCAAUCUUCAAAAGCUGGAUUUGUCUAGCAAUGCAAUCGAACAGCUUAAUGCAAAUUGUUUUUCGGGAGCGACUGCCCUUCUUGAGCUGAAUCUUUCGUUCAACAAUAUCAGCUCAAUCGAUAAAUUGGCAUUCAACACACUAUUAAAUCUGAUAUUGCUUCGGUUGACUGGAAACAAGCUUCGAUCGUUGGAUAACAAAGUAUUUGAACCACUUAAAUCAUUGCGUACGAUUUAUCUCAACUCCAACGAGCUGCAGGUCAUUGAGUCGGGCACAAUUGCUAAAAAUACUAAACUGCAAUUUCUUCUUCUGCAAAACAACCACAUCAAUAUGGUUGAAGAAGAAGCAUUUUUAGUUGAAAAUUUAGAAGCAUCUUCGUCAAAUUUGACCAUUGUCUCUUUAAGCAAUAAUAAGCUAACGAAAUUGAAUUUGGGAACGAUAAAAGUCAAUCAGUUGUAUCUUACGAACAAUACGCUAGAGGCGCUUCAUCUAUCGCCGUGGAUUGGAACGGUUUACGCGGAAAACAAUAUAAUAUCGAAUGUUACAGUGAGUGAUGUGACAAACAUGCAACUAAAAACGUUAAGGUUGGCAAAUAACUCGAUCACAUCUCUAGAAUCGAUACAGCAAUUCCAUUCGCUCGUCGACCUGGAUCUGUCCAAUAAUCACAUCGGACCAUUGAACAUCACUAGCCUUGCAAAGCUAGCCAAUCUUCAGCAAUUGGGACUAGAACGGACGUUCAUUUCCAACCUCCAGCACGGAACCUUUGCACAACAACAAUCUCUCAAAUGGUUGGAUAUAUCCUACAACAACCUCGAUCGGUUUGACUUUGACAUUCUUACAUCAUCUGCAGCGCUUCAGCAGAUCUUUCUGGACGGUAAUCGGCUAAAGUCACUGAACUAUGAGCAUCUGAAGAAAACGUUCCCGGCGCUGGUAAAAAUCGGCUUGUCGGAAAACAACUGGAACUGUACAUAUCUGAUCCAGCUUGUGCGCUAUUGUAACGAACAUUCAAUCGAACUGUUCAAGUCCCAAGCGGUACAGAAUCAGACCAACGUCAAGGGUAUCUAUUGUUUCGACGACAAGAAUCCGCUGGCCAACUGGAACAACACAUUGCAACAUGUGCAGGCGCUGCAUCCUCAUCUGAACAGCACCACCGAGGAUAGUGCCCUGCAAACGUUGCUGCAAAGUGUGCUGGAUGACGUGAAACGGUUUAGUGAGAACCAUGCGGACGUAGCGAAUCAAACCAGCAAGCUGGAUGGUGCUGUGUACGAUCUGACGAAGAAUCAGUUCAACAUCCAGAAGGAUGUGAACAGUUUGAGACAGUCACUAUUCGAGAUACGGCUUGCAUUGGUGGCGAACCGUACGAACGGAAGCGUUGGGGCGGAUAACGACGAGCUACGGCGUAUGAUCGAGACGGCAAACAAUCUGACGCUGGACAAGCAGGAGCUGCGUGCCAAAACACUCGAGUUUAAGAUAUACGAGCAGACGUUUAAGGUGGAUAAGGCGUUGGAGUUGGCGCAGGAAAGUAUAGAUAAGAACACAGUCCUAGGCAAACGAGUCGAGCAGUGGAUCAGCAACAUUGUGAGCACGAGUGGUAUGUUGGGGCAGGAUCGGUUACUAGUACAUCAGAGUGCAGCACAAGUUGAAGGUAGCGGUGGAAAUGGCAAUGGAGUGAAUAUUGCAGUGUUGGUUAUGCUUUGUGUCCUAAUAGGGUUGAUCAUGAUUGGAAUUUUUAAAUUAAACCGUGGAUCGUACGGUGUUGAACGAAGGCGCUAUGCUAACAGAGAUAGCAGCAUGGCAACGAUAAUCAAUAAUGAUAUCUACAAUCACAUCAGUGUGAUUGAAGAAGGAGCAUUUAGAGACGAAAAAUCUACAGAGUCAUCGACAGCACUGCUCAUACUGUCUCUGAGCAAUAAUGAGCUAACGAAAUUGAAUGUGGAAAAAGUUAAAAUAAUUCAGCUGUAUCUUACAAACAAUACGCUGGAGGCAAUUCUCCUAUCGCCAUGGGUUCAAACACUUUACGCGGAAAACAAUAGAAUAUCGAAUGUUACAGUAAGUGAUGUGACAAACAUGCAACUAAAAACGUUAAGGUUGGCAAAUAACUCGAUCACAUCUCUAGAAUCGAUACAAUUAUUUCAUUCACUAAACGAACUGGAUUUAUCAAAUAAUUAUAUCGGUCCAUUGAACAUCACUUGUCUAACAAAGCUAGUCAUCCUGAAAGAAUUGAGACUACAGCGAACGUUCAUUUCCAACCUCCAGCACGGAACCUUUGCACAACAACAAUCUCUCAAAUGGUUGGAUAUAUCCUACAACAACCUCGAUCGGUUUGACUUUGACAUUCUUACAUCAUCUGCAGCGCUUCAGCAGAUCUUUCUGGACGGUAAUCGGCUAAAGUCGCUGAACUAUGAGCAUCUGAAGAAAACGUUCCCGGCGCUGGUAAAAAUCGGCUUGUCGGAAAACAACUGGAACUGUACAUAUCUGAUCCAGCUUGUGCGCUAUUGUAACGAACAUUCAAUCGAACUGUUCAAGUCUCAAGCAAUACAGAUUCAGACGAACAUCAACGGUAUCUAUUGUUUCGACGACAAGAAUCCGGUGACCAACUGGAACAACACACUUCACCAGGUGCAGGCACUUGAUCCUCAUCUGAACGGCACCACCGAGGAUAGUGUUCUGCAAACGUUGCUGCCAAGUAUGAUGGAUGACACGAAACGGUUCAGUGAAAAUCAUACAGACGUAGGGAACCAAACCAGCAAGCUGGAUUGGAUAAUACAUGACUUUACAAGGAAUCAGUUCACCCUAAUUAUUGCAGUAUUGGUUAUAGUGUGUCUCAUACUGGGAGUGAAUGUAUGGUCCAUCGUUGGUACAAAUGGAUAUGAAGACCAGUAUUAUUGCGAUCCUGAUUACUCCUCACAAACCUCAUUUGCCAAUGUAAUCGUCAAUGGAUCAACAGUGCCUAAUUUUUCAUGUAAUUACCAUUAUAACGUUCAAUAUGUGCAGUUUGAGAUGUCAUCAUUGGAAGAGGUGCCCAAACAGUUAUUCGACACAUUUCCUAAUUUGGUGUUGGUAAACUUUACCAUCAGUGGAAUCAAAUUCAUCAAUCGAUACAGUCUGGACAGGGCAAGAAAUCUUCAAAACCUGGAUUUGUCUAGCAAUGCAAUCGAACAGCUCAAUGCAAAUUGUUUUUCGGGAGCGACUGCCCUUCUUGAGCUGAAUCUUUCGUUCAACAAAAUCAGCUCAAUUGAUAGAAUGGCGUUCAAUACACUGUCAAAUCUGGAAUUGCUUCGGUUGACUGGAAACAAGCUUCGAUCGUUGGAUAACAAAGUAUUUGAACCACUUAAAUCGUUACAUACGAUUUAUCUCAACUCCAAUGAGCUGCAGGUCAUUGAAGCAGGUCUCUUUGUCGAAAAUUCUAAAUUGGAAAAUAUGCUUUUGCAAAACAACCACAUCAGUAUGGUAGAGGAGGGAGCUUUAGGAACCUUCAUAUCUACAGAGUCGAUAGUUUCUUUAAGCAAUAACAAGCUAACGAAAUUGAAUCUGGAAAAGAUAAAAGUUACUCACUUAUAUCUCAACAAUAAUACGCUGGAUACUCUUAAUCUAUCGCCGUGGAUUGGAACAGUUUACGCGGAAAACAAUAUAAUAUCGAAUGUUACAGUGAGUGAUGUGACAAACAUGCAACUAAAAACGUUAAGGUUGGCAAAUAACUCGAUCACAUCUCUAGAAUCGAUACAGCAAUUCCAUUCGCUCGUCGACCUGGAUCUGUCCAAUAAUCACAUCGGACCAUUGAACAUCACUAGCCUUGCAAAGCUACCCAAUCUUCAGCAAUUGGGACUAGAACGGACGUUCAUUUCCAACCUCCAGCACGGAACCUUUGCACAGCAACAAUCUCUUAAAUGGUUGGAUAUAUCCUACAACAACCUCGAUCGGUUUGACUUUGACAUUCUUACGUCAUCUGCAGCGCUUCAGCAGAUCUUUCUGGACGGUAAUCGGCUAAAGUCGCUGAACUAUGAGCAUCUGAAGAAAACGUUCCCGGCGCUGGUAAAAAUCGGCUUGUCGGAAAACAACUGGAACUGUACAUAUCUGAUCCAGCUUGUGCGCUAUUGUAACGAACAUUCAAUCGAACUGUUCAAGUCCCAAGCGGUACAGAAUCAGACCAACGUCAAGGGUAUCUAUUGUUUCGACGACAAGAAUCCGCUGGCCAACUGGAACAACACAUUGCAACAUGUGCAGGCGCUGCAUCCUCAUCUGAACAGCACCACCGAGGAUAGUGCCCUGCAAACGUUGCUGCAAAGUGUGCUGGAUGACGUGAAACGGUUUAGUGAGAACCAUGCGGACGUAGCGAAUCAAACCAGCAAGCUGGAUGGUGCUGUGUACGAUCUGACGAAGAAUCAGUUCAACAUCCAGAAGGAUGUGAACAGUUUGAGACAGUCACUAUUCGAGAUACGGCUUGCAUUGGUGGCGAACCGUACGAACGGAAGCGUUGGGGCGGAUAACGACGAGCUACGGCGUAUGAUCGAGACGGCAAACAAUCUGACGCUGGACAAGCAGGAGCUGCGUGCCAAAACACUCGAGUUUAAGAUAUACGAGCAGACGUUUAAGGUGGAUAAGGCGUUGGAGUUGGCAAGGGAAAAUAGCGAUAAGAUUGUAGUUCUAGCGAAACGAGUCGAGCAGUGGAUCAGCAACAUUGUGAGCUCGGGUGGUGCUGCUGGUAUGCUGGGUCAUGAUAGGCUGCCAAUCCAUCAGAGUGCAGCACAAGUUGAGGUCAGCAGCGGAAAUGGCAAUGGGCUGAUUAUUGCAAUGUUGGUUGUGAUGUGUCUCAUGAUGGGAAUGAUUAUGUUUAUUAUUGCAAAAUUCAUCCGGCGAUCGUACAGUGUUGAACGAAGGCGCUAUGCCAACAGAGAUAGCAGCAUGGCAACGAUAAUCAAUAAUGAUAUUUAAUUCUAAAAUGCAUUGUGUUGCUUAGAGUUUGCUGUAUCAUGACUGUUAAAAGUAAAAACUUA